Molecule: messenger RNA, 1323 nt
Organism: Acanthosepion pharaonis
Lineage: Eukaryota; Metazoa; Mollusca; Cephalopoda; Sepiida; Sepiidae
Source: the annotation of a GenBank genome assembly
AUGAUGAGCGAUCCAGAGAUAGAAGGGGAAUGCAGUGACCUUUUCAAUCUUACUCACCAAUAUGACGAAUAUAUUUUUUGUAUUUAUAACGACGUGGAUUCGGGUAUCCCUCUCGAAGAAGUUAUACCAGCUGGAUUCGUAUAUGUCUUCACUCUUCUUCUGGGCGUCGUUGGAAAUGCCUUAGUGAUAUUCUGCAUCGUUCGACACAAAGGCAUGAGGAGUAUCACCAAUAUAUUCCUACUAAGCCUUGCAACAGCUGACCUUAUGCUUGUACUCAUCUGUGUACCUGUGAAGGGAAUAGCUUUCUUCUCUUUUUCUUGGACGACGGGUAAAGUGAUGUGCAAACUUGUUCAUUAUGUGCAAAAUGUUUCGAUGAUAUGUUCUGUGAUGACACUGACUAUGAUGAGUAUAGAAAGAUACGUGGCAAUAAGAUACCCGUUAAAGGCUAAAUACCUUUGCACAUUGGUGCAUGCCAAAGUCGUCAUAUUUAGUGUUUGGUCACUGUCUUUCAUUCUGGCUGUACCAAUACUUUUUGGACAGAAAUUGGUUGAAGGUGGCGUUCUUCAGAAAGGUUAUACUUGUAUCAAAGAAUGGUCCGAUCCAAUUUACAAGGAACUGUACGAAUUGUACAUGCUCAUUAUUAUGCUUAUCAUUCCGACCGGCGUAAUGAUCGUUGCAUACACAGGAAUCUGUUGGGAAAUGAUUACAGUCACGGCCAGAAGAGCAGAUAUGAGAAGCGGCAGUCUUUCAGAAACAACCCCUCCAAGCGAAAAGAUGGAUCAAACAAGAAAAGGUGUGUUUAAAGGAAACAGAAAAUCCAGUUCACAAACUAAAACGAAAAAGAAAUCAGUUGAAGAUGAUAAAACUAAAAUGCAGGUUGUGAAAAUGCUGGUGGUUGUUGUCUUCUUAUUUGUUCUUUGCUGGGCUCCAAUUCUCAUCAACAAUGUGCUGGUUGGAUUUAACAUUUUACCUCUUCUGCACUAUGGAAGUCUGAAACCAAUGCGUAUGACAUUUCAUUUGCUGUCCUACUUCAACAGUUGCAUUAAUCCCGUUGUCUAUUCGUUUAUGUCGCGCAACUUCCGUGAGUCAUUCAAGCAAACGUUCCGCAAUCUCUGUUGUGGCAAAAAACCAUUAGCUGAAGGAAAUACCCGCUAUACAAGAGUUGGGACCAUGUCGUUCGCUACACGAACUACUUCGGUAAACAGAAGCCGAAAAUAUCAGAACAGAACUGAUAGCGACAAAGUGGAUCAAAGUAACUCAAGUUCAGAUAAUGUGAAAAUUACCUUGGCCCCGCCGAACUAUGAAGACGUUGAGGCUUCAUAG